This is a messenger RNA of Linderina pennispora, 796 nucleotides long. RefSeq lists its product as uncharacterized. The transcript has a single exon. NCBI's taxonomy places the organism in Eukaryota, Fungi, Kickxellomycota, Kickxellomycetes, Kickxellales, Kickxellaceae. The record is from RefSeq and is a predicted model, not a curated record. Gene Ontology annotation, biological process: cobalamin metabolic process. The coding region runs from base 43 to 714 and encodes 223 amino acids.
UUCACUCCGUUCCACACUCCUCCAUUUUUGUACACUUAGAAUAUGCCUUCGCCUGUCCAAGUAUGCAUCCAGCCUUCUUCAGCGCUUGGCGCCAACGAGCCGGCCCGCGUUCCUACACACCGUGUGCGCAACCCGCCCCUGGUCGAGCCAACUGUGGCCACAUUCACGCUGGGCAAGCGCCUGCCAAAGCUGCUCUCGGACCUGCACGUCCCCGUCAGCACAGCUGCGGGCUCAGUGACCCUGCAAUAUUCUGUGCAUGCGUGUCCGCGCCGCGUAAAGCGCGAAAUCGGACUCGUGUUCCCUGACGUUGUCGGCCGUGAGAGCGACCUUUUGUUCAUACCGACAUUCCAAAAAACCGUUUCAGCGAUGAUCGCCGGAGGUGGUGACUCACAGGAAGAAAAGGACGAGAAGCUGCAUCUGUUCUACCGGUGGGGCGGCGAGCUGGUGGGGCGGCUGCAGGCAGCAGGGUACUGGGCAGACAUUACCGACCCAAUGUCAGGAAUGGCCCUAUUUUCGCACUGCGGGCCGUCGCCGUACCCGGAUGUCGAGGGAGCCGAGAUUCUGCUGCACUAUCGCCCGUUCAACAUCGGCUGCUGCUUUGUGCUGUCGCACCCGCACUGGGGCACUCAUAUUUACCCGGCCACUGCAUUUACGCUGGCGCCUGCUGAGGUCGUCAACCGCGUGCUAGCGGAGAUGAAGAGCAGCGGAUACUGAAGACACCUGUUACUCUGCAAGCUUGCAUUCACUAACUCCUCGCCCCUAUACAUAGCCUCCUUUUAUACACCUCGCAUUGCAC